Messenger RNA from Anopheles stephensi (Asian malaria mosquito), 2712 nucleotides. RefSeq lists its product as uncharacterized. Bases 2062 to 2667 code for a protein of 201 amino acids. The transcript is spliced from 2 exons. Lineage: Eukaryota; Metazoa; Arthropoda; Insecta; Diptera; Culicidae. The record is from RefSeq and is a predicted model, not a curated record.
UGCUAUCGCUACACCGCCUCCUAGGCUCUGCCAAUCUACACGUACAACAGCAUGCUCCGGAAGAUAGAAUGAUUGUGUUGGUUUUAAGUGCGUUUCCGUUAAGGCAAGCAAUGACAUAUCCUCGUUUACGACGAAAUCAAUAAGUUCCAACCGUUUGUGGGCGAUGGAACGGCAUUCCACCUACAAUCAUUUUAGGGUCCCAGAGAUGAAAUCGACCAUCGUUCUGAAAAUCUGGUCUUUGGAGCAGUGUUUUACUACACGUUUGUAUUUCAGCCAGAGCUGAACCACCAUUUUAAACAGCUCUUUCUCAUCAUCCUCAGCUUCUGCACUGAGGUCGGCACGCAGUUUGUUGAGCUUGUCUUGGACAGGUUGUCGAUAAGGUUUUGGCUUUUGUGGUACACUGCCAUGGGUUACAGUAUCGGUCAACUGUUUUGGGAUGCCUACGAUGGUGUCGGGACGUAGAUCGUGAUUUAGUGUGUGUUGCCGAUGGUGCUGUUUGUUGUUCAUUUAGCUGCGGCUGUGCUGGGAGUGGUAGCUGUUGCUUGUGCUCCGACUGUUGUUUGGGAUUUUGCAGUUGCAAGUAUUGUUGCUGGUGACUUUGCUGCUGCUGUAGCGCAACGAUGCUGCAUGCAACUGUGUUGGCAUGGAAUUUGAUAUUGUUGUUGUUAUAGUUGAGCGCUGGUUUUUCUGCAUCCAAUGUAGUGAGAUGCAGCUGGUUGUGGAGCUGGAAGAAAUCGCUCUUUAGUUGUAUGCGUUUUUGAGUUAUUCUUUUUCUUCAAGUAAGCGAUCCGUGUUGGGCAGUUCGGAUUGCGGGGGCCAUGGUUGCCAAAGCAGUUUGCACACACGCGUUGAUCUUUGAGUUCAGCUGUGUAUUGCGUUGUGCGAUGACUUCCACCGCAUUUAGCACAACUAGAGAGCAUUGCGCAGUUGUUCGAGCCAUGCCCGAAUGAUGAACAGUGUUGGCACUGUUGGACUUCGUCUCGUCUUGGCGAAUAGCGCUCCCACCUGACACUGGUGUAGUUGAGGUACUUGAUAGACUGAACCUCGUCAAGGGUCGUGAUUCCUGUUUUGAAGGAAACCACGAAUAGUUUGGAUGGUGCCUUUAAAGCAACGCCAGCAUGUAGCUCACGCACUUGCAAGGGCCGAAAACCGCAUUCCUUCAACAUGUUUUCAACGCGCAACUCAUUGCCGAAGCGCAGGCCCUUAAGAAUAACCCGAAAAGGUUUAUCCCCCGGGAAGUCGUGGGUAAAAAACUCACGGUUGAAGCUGGCUAAUAAAAAUUUAGCAGCUUCGUGAUCUUUCCACGUUUUGCAGAAUAUUCUGCAGCAACUAUCUGCAGAGAAACUAAACGAUGCGUCCAGUUCACCUCGUUGAGUAGCAGCACAGAGAGAGCUGUAUUGCUCUUCGUUUAGGUUACGCACUGUUACCGGUGGGAUUUUUUCAUUGCGAGAGAAAGUGCUCUCCGGAGUAAUGAGAUCACCGUCUGUUGCGUCCAGCAACAAGCGCUCCUCACUUAGUACGCGUUUCGGACUUUCGACAGUUUUUAACAACUUCGAAUGCGUUGAAAUUUUAGUACGACUUUAUUCGAAAGUUUAAAAUCAGCUGCGUUCAUCCGCUGCGUGUUGAAAGAGAGCUCAUCUCGGCGCGCGCCGAGUUUUUAUUCGUUUUCCAGCCUCCGGUCAAUCACCCUUCACCGCUGCUGGUGAGAGUUCAUGUUUUAGGAUUCUCCUGAGCGAAUUCGCUUCGUUUCGCCCGUGUUAUGUCCGCAGCUUAAAGAUUAUCCGCUCCGCUCCGCUGUCAAAACGACGUGGACCGUUGCGUACGCGACACUGACCCCCGGUGUUUGCCUCGUUAAACACAUUGUUUUGGUCUCACGUCGAUGUGUGCUAUCUUCACUGCCGGGCGUUCCAGGACUUUUCCGUUGCUAAGUUGCACCUGAACGCGUCGCACCGCACCGUCUUGCGAUUGCACGGCUUGGAUGAUCCGUCCUCUCGGCCAGCAGCCUCUGGGUAGCGCCUCAUCCACUAUCAGCACUAGGUCGCCCUCCUGUAGCGGACGCUGAUGUUGAAACCACUUGCUGCGUCUGGUGAGUGUUGUGCUGCCGAGGAGUCAAGGAAUGGUGAAAGAGGUUUUACGCCUGAGGAAGAGCCCAAUAAUAAGUGGUUUGGUGUUAGUGGUGCGUCGUCGUCGCUGUCAACCGGUACGUGUGUUAGUGGACGCGCGUUGAUUAUGUGUUCCACCUCGAUCAACCAGUUCAUCAAUACGGCGUCUGUGGGUGUCUUCGUAAACUGCAUGCCGGAUAAUGUUCGCUUCACGGAUUGUACCAAUCGUUCCCAAGCGCCUCCAAAAUGCGGCGCGCCAGGUGGGUUAAACGUCCAUUUCGUAUCGGGAAGAUACAUCGCUUUUAUGAUCUGGUCCGAAUUAAUGUGUUUCACGGCCUCUUUUAGUUCUCGAUCGGCUCCGACGAAGUUCGUUCCUCUGUCGGAUAGAAAUUCAAUAGGGGUGCCCCGACGAGCUAUGAAGUUACGGAUGGCCAUGAUGCAGGAGCUUGUUGUCAUACUGUGGGCGAUUUCGAUGUGCACCGCUCGUACUGUAAGGCAUGUAAAGAGCACGCCCCAACGCUUCUCCUGCCUACGCCUGAUGGCAACCAUGUACGGUCCGAAGUAAUCUAUCCCAGUAUAUGUAAACGGCCUCUCGUAUGGCGAUACACGA